AUGUACAGUUUACCCACCCGCAUGGUUGGAUGGUUUGAUUCUACAACAAACUGCAACUUCUUCGAGGAGAAGUUAAAGUAUGAAAAGUCUAGAGGUAUGUUGUGUAGUCAAAAAUUGGCGGCUGCCAAGAAGAAAUUGUACACACCAGUGCCUAAAUUGGGAGGAGCAAGAACAGUUAUGUAUGGCAAUCCAUACCAAAUCAUCAAUCGGGAUUUCGAAAAGGAUUGUUUGCACAAAAAGAACUACCAACAUCUGUGUCUGGCAGGAACAAUGAACGAUUUGGAAGUGGAGAAAUACGGCACCCUUUCGGAGGGCUGUCAAGUGAUGGCCAUCAACACCACGUCCACCAUCAUGAGAAACACCUUCUCCUUAGAGAGCUCCCAUCCAUGUUACAAAUUCACAGGCAACAUCAUUUACGAAGAAAGUGUCUACAUCAAAACGGUGGGCACUGAGGUGCCGCUCUACGUGACAUUCAUGGAAAGCUUCCUCACCCUCGGUCACAUGUCACCGGUCACCUUAACGUUGAAACCGACCGUCUACUCAAAAUUCAAGAUAUCCUUCUGGAAACCGGACACGAGGUCCACCAAAUUCAGGACCAUCGAAGUGGAUCAAAGACUGAUCAUCAAACAUUCGGCGACCGGGAAAAAUUUGGUGUUGACUCACUCCCGCAUACCCACGGUGUUUGGGUCGGAGUAUGAGGUGACGUGUGACACUCUAAGGGACACGCACAAAAUGGAGACUGCUGAAAAUUUUUGGGUGAUCCUAUGA
Molecule: messenger RNA, 768 nt
Organism: Aethina tumida (small hive beetle)
Lineage: Eukaryota; Metazoa; Arthropoda; Insecta; Coleoptera; Nitidulidae
Product: cilia- and flagella-associated protein 161-like
Exons: 1
Coding region: 1-768 (255 amino acids)
Biological process (GO): cilium assembly
Cellular component (GO): motile cilium
Source: RefSeq, a predicted model, not a curated record